Messenger RNA from Desarmillaria tabescens, 713 nucleotides. RefSeq lists its product as uncharacterized. Gene Ontology annotation, biological process: protein phosphorylation. Lineage: Eukaryota; Fungi; Basidiomycota; Agaricomycetes; Agaricales; Physalacriaceae. The record is from RefSeq and is a predicted model, not a curated record. The coding region runs from base 94 to 402 and encodes 102 amino acids. Gene Ontology annotation, molecular function: ATP binding; protein kinase activity. The transcript is spliced from 3 exons.
AGCUCGUGUCGGAACGUCACUCGGAGAUGGUCUUGCGUGAGCUAUACAUGUACGAGGUGGUGCUCAAGGGGUGUUCCCUCGUCCCUCAGUUUUAUGGAACGUUCCAGAGGCCGGCUGGUGGCUGGUUUGGGUUCUUGCUUGAGAACGUUAGGGAGUCUUGAGGAUGUGUAUGGCUCGGAGUGGGGUGAUGUGAAGGUGGAUUUGGGUGUGGUGAAGUGGAAAAAUCUUGUCGAUUCGGUGAAGAAACUGCAUUCGUUGGGUGUCAUGCACUGGGAUCUGGAACCGCGGAAUGUGGCAAGGGCUGGGGAAGGGACGUUCAAGUUUUUUGAUUUUGGACGGUCGGAGAUGCAUCGUUGUCGAAGGGAUGGGUGUGAGGAGUUGAGAGAGUUGUUGGAUGUGUAGUGGGUGUGGGCUGGGGGAAUGAUUAGAGGACGAUUGAAGCUCGGAAAGGCAUGCCAUCCCGCAGUUUUGGAGUCAGUUUUUAGCGAGCUUACCAGUUUGGUUUCUGUGGUCAAAUUAUCCGUUCUAUAAGAGUCCCGCGGGUGUAUGUAUUAAGCUAAUCCUUGCUGUACCGGAAGAUAUGAUUGGCUAUUUCCGACUCGAAGGUAUGAGCGUUCACCUCGGUCGGUGCAGGCGUGAUUGGUCUGACGACUGCCCUCAAAGCGUUACAGAAUUUGUAGGUUUGGGACGACUUAUACCUUUCUUCGUUGGUG